AUGGACACAGGCCUCUCAGCAUCCGAGCAGCGCGAGCUGGAACAGCGCCUGCAGAAGCGCCAAGUCAAGGAGUUUAUGAACGUCUUUGGCAGCCUAGUCGACAACUGCUUCAGCGCCUGCGUCGACGACUUCACCUCCAAGGCCCUCUCGGGCCGCGAGUCGGGCUGCAUCAGCCGCUGCGUCACCAAGUCCAUGACCACCCAGACCCGCCUAGGCGAGCGCUUCGCCGAGCUCAAUGCCGCUAUGACGCCCGAUAUGCAGCAGCGGUAG
Molecule: messenger RNA, 270 nt
Organism: Chaetomium globosum CBS 148.51
Lineage: Eukaryota; Fungi; Ascomycota; Sordariomycetes; Sordariales; Chaetomiaceae
Exons: 3
Coding region: 1-270 (89 amino acids)
Source: RefSeq, a predicted model, not a curated record